Messenger RNA from Diaporthe amygdali, 690 nucleotides. Its product is annotated as mpv17 pmp22 family protein. The coding region runs from base 1 to 690 and encodes 229 amino acids. Lineage: Eukaryota; Fungi; Ascomycota; Sordariomycetes; Diaporthales; Diaporthaceae. The transcript has 3 exons. The record is from RefSeq and is a predicted model, not a curated record. Gene Ontology annotation, cellular component: cytoplasm; membrane.
AUGGCUCUGCCACCAAUUGUCUCGGCCACCGCCCAGAGCGCGGUGCUGAGCGCAACAUCAAACAUCCUGGCCCAGGCUAUCACAGCUUACAGGAGCGAUAAACAAUUUGUGAUCGACUGGAUCCCCGUCUUCCAGUUCUUCCUGUACACCGUCGUCUCAACCCCGCCCAACUUCCUGUGGCAAGACUUCCUCGAGUCAACCUUCCCGGCCACAAAGACCGUCCCAUCGUCGGAGGCCAUCAAGUCAGCAUCCCGCUCCAAUGAGAAAGAGCUUGACCGCGAGGCCCGCGAGGGCAAGCUCGUCGAGACCAAGCUCGACGUGCCCCACACCAUCAUCAAGUUCAUACUCGACCAGACCGUCGGCGCCGCCUUCAACACCCUGAUGUUCAGCUUCUUCACCCACAGCAUUAAGCAGGCUAUGGCCCACCGGCCCCUCACCACGGACCCGUCAGCUGGCAUCGCCUUCCUGACCAGCGGCAAGGCCAUCGACUACAGCCAGGUCGACUGGAGGCAGGUCCUCGAGCUGGCAAAGUUGGAAUUCUAUCCGAUCAUGGUGGCGGGUCUCAGCCUCUGGCCUGCCGUCAGCUUGUUCAACUUUGUGGUGGUGAAAACUGUCGAGGGCAGGAACCUGGUUGGCUCCUUGGCUGGCGUUGUCUGGGGUGUGUAUAUGAGUCUGUUUGCGGCAUCGUAG